Molecule: messenger RNA, 2467 nt
Organism: Porites evermanni
Lineage: Eukaryota; Metazoa; Cnidaria; Anthozoa; Scleractinia; Poritidae
Source: the annotation of a GenBank genome assembly
AUUUAUUCUUUAAAAAAAUUAAUAAACUGAUACACUUAUUGAUAUAAUUUAAUACCCUUAAUUUGUUGUAUAUGUUCUUAAAAUGUUACAGAGCUGUUAAUCAUGUCCUUACCACUGUAUAUUUCAUGUUGCAAACGUGUCUGGAUUUCUAUAGCUCAAUCUUAGUUGAGACCCCUGAAUAUGCUAACCCAGGCAAUGAGAUCCAGCUCGAAACAACAAACGAAAGUUAUACAUCACCUAUUGCCCAGGAUGACCAACGAACAUAUCAAGGCCUGCUUGAUGACAACAGUGAGUAUUUGUCUAUGAUUAUUUCAUCAUGUGCAUGACAUACAACUGAUUUCCUAGAGAUCAAUUUGGACUGCAAAGAAAGAAUAAUAAUAAUAAUAAUAACGAAUUAUUUCUCAUAAAUUUGGCUUUGGCUUGCUUGCGUAGCAGGUGCUUGAAAGUAAUAUGAGCACAAGAAAGUAUGGGGCACACGAAGAAGCCAGCUAAGAUCCCCUUGCCACUUGUAACGCUUUUUCAUCAUUUUUUAUAUCUAAUUAUAUUUUGAAUUGUUUUAGAUUAUAUUUUUAAUUGUUUUAAUUUUAAUUAAUGUGCUUGUCUUAUUAAGUUAUUAUAGUGCAGAUUUUUUUUAUAGUUUUGUAAUUAUCAAACAUAGAUGUAUUUAUUGUGAUGGAAAAGGUUUCUUGGCACAUACACGAAGAAGAAAUGUGAAACUGUGAUUAGGGUAAAUGCAAUACCUGCAUUGGCUACGCUACUUUAAUAAUAGCCAACCCCAUUAAAAUCCUACAUUUUUUUCAAAGCCAGGGCACUGAGUUCAUGUUUACUCCAACCUAAAGGAGAUUGAGUAUAUCUCUACUUGCAAUAUUGCAGCCGUUAUUAAAACCCGCCCUUCCCAGUUACCUAAUAUAUUUCUCUCGUUCCCCCGAUUCUUAAAAUUUAACAGGCUUCCUCCCCCGAGCUUCGGGAGGUUCUGAGAUACGCCUAUUUCAAGUUAUCAGUGAUAAAGAGGUGCCUAGAAGAAAGCCGUUAGUGACUUAGGAGGGACUUUUCUGAAAACCCCAUAAUAACAUUUCCCCCCUGAUUUCUUUGCUAGGGCAAAGCAACGUGGCAGCAAGAUACAACAGUGCUGAAAGUAACUAUGAGAACUGCCCUGUGUACCAAACCCUAAACAAGAAGAAUCCUGGGACACCUGUGUACCAGUUACCUGUGUACCAAUCUAAUGGUCAGCCAACUAACUCCGGCAAUGAGAUCCAGUUGGAAACACCAAAAGCAAGAACGUCACCUAUUGCACAGGAAGACCAAUCAACAUAUCAAGGCUUGCUCAAUGAAAACAGUGAGUUUAUGUCUAUGAUAAUUGCAUCGUGUGUACCAUGCAACUGAUUUUCUAUCAAUUUGGAUUGUCAAGAAAACAUAGUAAUAUGAAUAAUAAAAUUAUGUCACAUGAAUUUAUCUUUAAUGAGUAUAUGAAAUAAAUGACCUAAUAAUCACCAGUUAUUCUUGGUUUGCAACCAAGUGACAAGGCGGCCAUGUUGGAAGUCAAUACGAUAGAAUUUUUUUUUUUCACAAGGUAUUUACAUGGAAAUGGAUUUUUGUUUCCAGAGGAGAGAAUCGCUUUUGUUCUUGACCACCAAGAUGGUCAACGUUACAUUACUUGCAAACCAGCCAUUGCAUCUACUAAAUUGUUACAAAUUUUAAAAGGGCAUCAACACAGAUAAGAGAUUAGUGUACGUAGGAGCUGCUCACCAGGUCUCUCCUAAUUGGUCGCAGGAAACAAUGAUAUUUUAUUCUUUCAAUUGUUUUAGUAUUGUUUGGGGUCAGGGUAAGGCACCAUUGGUGACUUCUCUUCCGAACAGGUGCUACAUUACUCAGAUAAGAGGGUGUAUUAACUUAAUUUAUUUUGAUGUUGCGCAAAUUAAUGUACGAAUAUAUACAUAAACAACUGCGCAUGAAUUCAUAAAAAUAUUAUUAUUAGUUUGGUCAAUAAAAAUUGUAGUAUUGUGCUCUGUUGUUGCUUUCAUGGAAACCCAUUUGUUUUAUGGUCCUUUUGCUGAAUUUUUAAUGUCGGCGAUUACUCUUAGUUUUUGCAGAAGGGCAUUUCACCAUUUGCACCACAACUGAAAUUUCAAAGAAGUGUUCAUAAAUGAAUGGGUCAUUGAAAAUUUAGCACAAGUUAUAUUCGUUUGCUGAUUCAGCUCUAUGUCACUGGCGUGGAUUCGCCCUUCUGGUACUGAAUAAGCUUGUCUCUUUUCUAGGGCAAAGUAACUUGGCAGCAACAUACAACAAGGCUGAAGGUAGCUAUGAGAACUGCCCUGUGUACCACACCCUAAACAAAAAGAAUCCUGGGACACCUGUGUACCAGACACCGGUGCACCAGUCUAAAGGUCUACCAGAGGGUGCUUCGACAGGGAUUAAUGAGGAACAAGAUGGUCAUGGGACUCAGUAUGAGCCCCUGAGGCGGCCCUGA